Molecule: messenger RNA, 1375 nt
Organism: Branchiostoma floridae (Florida lancelet)
Lineage: Eukaryota; Metazoa; Chordata; Leptocardii; Amphioxiformes; Branchiostomatidae
Product: sperm-associated antigen 8-like
Exons: 6
Coding region: 93-713 (206 amino acids)
Biological process (GO): positive regulation of transcription by RNA polymerase II
Cellular component (GO): cytoplasm; nucleus
Molecular function (GO): microtubule binding
Source: RefSeq, a predicted model, not a curated record
UGUUGCCCCCUGGAACGUUUCGGGAGAGUUUUCUUUGAGAAGUCUUGUCGUUCUUAGCUUUCUACACGCAUUUCUUGGCGCUUUUUCUCACCAUGGCUACUGUUUUGAACGACGGAAGGAACGUGAUUAGGUUUAACAACAGUGAGGGCCAAACGUUGCUGGAAAAUUGGGUCGAAGAGAGACAAGUUCAACAUCUAGAUGAGUAUGUGCCAGAAGAGGGAAGUCCAGAAACUCUGAGUACAGCUCAGGUACACAGACAUGGACACAAGGGUCUCCUGACAACCAACCUGGAGGCACAUCCAGAAAACGUCACCACCUUCAGAAACUCUUACACUGCACCUGACAAAAGUGGUGUCCGAACUGUCGGAAAGAGGGAACAGCUCCUGACCCAGGCCCUGUACCAAAAAGUGAGUGAGGAUGUACACCAGGAGUUCAACCCGCCCCCUCCUCCAGUCGAGUACAAGUCUGUUACUGCCAAGGACUUCUGGGACGACAACUUCGUCCCCUCCAUGCCUGAACCCAUCAAGGACCAUAGUGUGGAAAGGGAACAACCCAUGACGUUCUGGUCACAACACAAGGACAAGAUCCAUGGAGUCUCACAAGUCAAGACAAUGGAUACACCCUUCAGAAAGAAUGCAGCAUUUAGUACACCAAUUGAAGAAUACAAGGAUCAACCUAAACCAUAUGAACAGGAACAGUAUCCGGAUAUGUAGAUAUAUUAAGUUGUCGACUAGAGAGAGAAUUUGUGAUAAUGUACAGAUGUGAUGCUGUCAGCUAGUCUUUUGUAGGGAAUUCUAUAUACAAUCAUUUUUUUUUAAAUGCUGUAUCAAGCACUUUUGUAAAUAUGUUGCGUAUUACAACAGUUGUACACUACAUUGUGUACAUAAAAGACACCAAGAUAUUUAGAAUUGAUAUGAUUUUUUAAAGUUUUGGUUUCAAUCUCCAUUCAACCAUCCAGCCAUUCAUUAAUCUAUUCCUUCCUCCAUCCUUCAAUUUAUUCCUCCAUCAACACAAAUGUUCAUCCGUCCAUUCAUUCAUUCAAGAAGACAGAGACAACUUUUAUUUAAAUGUACUUUGCUGCUACAUUGUAGCAAUAAUUCUUGAGGAUACAGUGACAUUUGCAUGGACCAUAAGAAAUGCCUAAAUAUUUGUACAGAAGCUACUACAUAUUACAUUCAUCAGGUCAAUAAUGUGUCACAUUUGGUAUAAUCAGUCUGUUGUUGGCAGUGAAUAUGAGUGUACGACUCAUAACUAUCUCUUAUCACUAUUUACUUAUUAUGUAGACACAUGUUGUGUACACUUUAACAUUUUGUAAUGGAACAAUUGAAGAAAAAUUGUCACAGGUGGUCCCACAUUGAAUAAAAUGACAGCACAU